This is a messenger RNA of Ostertagia ostertagi, 657 nucleotides long. The record is from the annotation of a GenBank genome assembly. NCBI's taxonomy places the organism in Eukaryota, Metazoa, Nematoda, Chromadorea, Rhabditida, Trichostrongylidae.
AUGGCUUUGUCUCAGUCAAAGUCGGAUCCGGCUAAUGCGGAAGAGUUUUACAAGAAGGCGGAAGAAUUCUGGUCCAAUGCAAGCAGAGAUAUUGAUGGUAUGCUUGGAGGAUUCGCCCAUUUACAUGUUCCGGACAUGAGAGCCUCGAAAGCCUUCAUUAAGAAAUUGAGAUCGAAGAAAUUGCUCAUCGAUAACAAUCGUGCAGCAGACUGUGGCGCUGGUAUCGGACGGGUUACACGACAUUUGUUGCUGCCUCUGUUCAAGAAUGUUGGAAACGAGAACGUGACUAGAGUGCAAGUUGGACUGCAGAACUUCUAUCCCGAUCCUUCAUCCUUUGAUCUGAUAUGGAUCCAAUGGUGUUCUGGCCAUUUAACAGACAGCGACAUGGUCGAGUUCCUCAGGCGUUGCAUUGAUGGCCUUACCGAUGAUGGUGUCAUCGUGUUCAAGGAUAAUCUCUCUGCACAGCAGGAACCCGAGUUCGAUUGUGAAGACUACAGCUGGACGAGACCUGAACCACUUGUUUUGGAGUUAUUUACCAGAGCAGGCCUCAGAGUUGUUGCUGAAAAUUUACAGACAGGUUUCCCUAGUGGCAUGUAUAAAGUGAAAAUGUUUGCACUUAAACCGGUAACAAGCAAGUAUGCGAAACCAGAGAACUAG